AUGGCGGCAUCGGCGGUGCGUGCUGUGCUCUCGAAGACACUGGCUCCACAGCAGCAGCAGCAACAGCAACAGCAGCAGCAGCAGCAGCAGCAACAGCAGCAGCAGCAGCAGCUUGCUGAUGCUGAUGGCGGGGCGGUAUCACUGGAUGAUGACCAAUUGUGGAUUCCCUCCGAGGCAGGACCAGCGGCAGCAGCAGCAGAAGCAGCAAAAGCAGCAGCAGCAGAAGCACCUGCUGCUGCUCUUCCUCCAUCCUCUUCAAUAGCCGCAGCAGCAGCAGCAGCGACUGCAAAGAAGUCCUCAGAAGCAGCAGCAGCAGCAAAAGCAGCGGAAAGCCCAGAGGCAGCAUCACCAACAACAGAAUCACCAGCAGCAGACCAAUCAGCAGCAGACCAAUCAACAGCAGAAGCAGCGGCAGAAGCAGCAGCAGAGGCAGCAGCAGAAACAGCAGCAGCAGCAGACGCAGACGCAGCAGCAGCAGACGCACCAAAAGCAGCACCUGGAGCAAUACCCGCAGCAUCAACUGCAGCACCAGCAGGAACAGCAGCAGAGGUAGCAGCAGAGGCAGCAGCAGCAGCAGAAGCAGACAGAGCCGGAGCAACAGCAGCAGCAGACAAAGCAGCGGGAGAACCGGCCUCCUCCUCUUCGCCCUCCUGCAGAGCAGCGCCAGCAGCAGCAGCAGCAGCAGCAGCAGCAGCAGCAGCAGCAGCAGAAGCACUGGACAUGCAGCGCGUCUUUCGCAGCGCCUGCGAAAAUCUCCAAGGAGUUAAAAUUGCAGAUUUUGGACUUGCGCGAUUUUUGGGGCCCACCUGCGGAGCCACAGAAGUCACCGGCACACUCUCUUAUGCUGCGCCCGAGGUUAGCAGCAUACCUGGUGCUGCUGCUGCUGCUGCUGCUAUUGCUGCUGCUGCUGCAGUUGCUGCUGCUGCCGUUGCUGCUGCUGCUGCUGCUGCGGCUGCUGAUGCUGAAUGCUGGUGA
Eimeria tenella is the source of this 975-nucleotide messenger RNA. Its product is annotated as CAM Kinase, RAD family, putative. NCBI's taxonomy places the organism in Eukaryota, Apicomplexa, Conoidasida, Eucoccidiorida, Eimeriidae. The record is from RefSeq and is a predicted model, not a curated record. The coding region runs from base 1 to 975 and encodes 324 amino acids. The transcript has 3 exons.